Molecule: messenger RNA, 2598 nt
Organism: Zingiber officinale
Lineage: Eukaryota; Viridiplantae; Streptophyta; Magnoliopsida; Zingiberales; Zingiberaceae
Product: phosphatidylinositol 3-kinase, root isoform-like
Exons: 18
Coding region: 1-2343 (780 amino acids)
Biological process (GO): autophagosome assembly; autophagy of peroxisome; endocytosis
Cellular component (GO): endosome; phagophore assembly site; cytoplasm
Molecular function (GO): 1-phosphatidylinositol-3-kinase activity
Source: RefSeq, a predicted model, not a curated record
AUGGGUUCAGAAAGCAAUUCAUCAAGUGGGAACAAAAAUGCAGAACUAUUUGUUGAGUGUACCUUGUAUAUUGAUGGUGUCCCCUUUGGGCUGCCCACAAGGACAAGGCUAGAAUCAUCAGGACAUCCAUAUUGCUGGAAUGAGCUCAUCACAUUGAGCACAAAGUACCGGGACUUAACUUCACGGGCUCAGCUUGGUUUUACUGUUUGGGAUGUCUCAUGUGGUAAUGAUAAUGGUUUAGUUGGUGGAGCAACAAUUUAUCUGUUUAAUAAUAAAAAACAACUAAAAUCAGGGAGGCAAAAGCUUCGACUUUGGCCUGGAAAAGAAGCAGAUGGAGCAAUUCCGACUUCUACACCAGGAAAGGUUGCUAAACAUGAGCGUGGGGAGAUAGAACGUCUGGAGAGGCUUGUAAACAAGUAUGAAAGGGGCCAAAUACAACAAAUUGAUUGGCUGGAUCGUCUUACUUUUAAAGCUAUGGAUAAAAUUAAGGACAGAGAAAACCUUAAUAGUGACAAUUCUCACCUUAGCGUGGUUGUCAGCUUCUGCACUUUUGAACACAGAGUUGCUUUCCAGGAAUCUGGGGCAAACUUUUUUGCACCAUCCCCUGUAUCAUCCACAAAUGAGCUUGUUACUGUAUGGGAUCCUGAAGUUGGAAGGACAAAUCCUUCUGAGCACAAGCAAUUAAAACUUGCUAGAAGCUUGACACGUGGGAUUAUAGAUAGGGAUCUCAAACCAAGCUCUAACGAGAGAAAGCUGAUACAGGGAAUCUUGAAGUAUCCUCCAACACGCACACUGACGGGUGAUGAAAGACAAUUGUUAUGGAAAUUUCGUUUCUCUUUGAUGUUGGAGAAGAGAGCUCUUACUAAAUUUCUACGUUGUGUUGAAUGGAGUGAUAUUCAGGAAGCAAAACAAGCAAUUGAUUUGAUGGGAAGGUGGGAAAGCAUUGAUGUUACUGAUGCAUUGGAGCUUCUGUCUCCUGUUUUUGAAAGUGAAGAAGUUCGCGCUUAUGCAGUUAGUGUCCUUGAGAGGGCUGAUGAUGAGGAACUCAAAUGUUAUUUACUUCAGUUGGUCCAGGCUCUUCGCUUUGAGAGAAGUGAUAAGUCUCGCUUGGCACAAUUUCUUGUGCAACGUUCUUUAUCAAAUAUUGAGCUAGCUAGCUUCCUUCGUUGGUAUGUAGCAGUUGAGCUUCAUGAUCCUGCCUAUGCUAAGCGCUAUUACUGUACUUAUGAUAUGCUGGAGGACAACAUGAUGAAGUUGCAAGUUGGUACAAGUCGAGAAGAAAAUGGAUACAAGUUAUGGCAGAGUUUGGUUCGCCAAACAGACCUAAUAGCUCAGCUGUGUUCAAUUACAAAGGACGUUAGAAAUGUACGUGGUGGAACUCAAAAGAAAAUAGAGAAGUUACGACAUCUUCUUACUGGAAUUCUUAGUGAGCUUACCUAUUUUGACGAGCCCAUUCGAUCACCUCUGGCUCCUGGGACAUUGAUAACUGGAAUUGUCCCAGCAGAGUCGUCUAUUUUCAAAAGUGCACUGCAUCCUCUACGUCUUACAUUUAGUACCCUUAGUGGUGAAACUUGCAAGGUGAUCUUUAAAAAGGGGGAUGAUCUUCGUCAAGAUCAGCUGGUUAUCCAAAUGGUGUCUCUAAUGGAUCGAUUGCUAAAAUUGGAGAAUCUGGACUUGCAGUUAACUCCAUAUAGAGUUCUUGCAACUGGGCAAGAUGAAGGGAUGCUAGAAUUUGUCCCAUCCAGCUCUCUUGCACAGAUUCUAUCAGAAGACCGUAGUAUUGUGAGUUAUUUACAACGGUUUCACCCUGAUGAAGAUGGACCAUUUGGCAUAACAGCUCAAUGUCUUGAAACAUUUAUCAAGAGUUGCGCUGGCUACUCAGUUAUUACAUACAUACUGGGGAUAGGAGACAGGCAUUUGGACAACCUCCUCCUCCGAGAUGAUGGUCGCCUCUUUCAUGUUGACUUUGGCUAUAUAUUAGGUAGAGAUCCCAAGCCAUUUCCACCACCCAUGAAACUCUGCAAGGAAAUGGUUGAGGCCAUGGGUGGAGCUGAAAGCCAAUAUUACACAAGAUUUAAAUCUUAUUGUUGUGAAGCCUACAACAUUUUGCGGAAAUCCAGCAACCUUAUAUUGAACCUUUUUCAUCUGAUAGCUGGUUCUAACAUCCCUGACAUUGCUUCUGAUCCUGAAAAAGGCAUUCUGAAGGUUCAAGAAAAGUUCCGUUUGGAUCUGGAUGAUGAAGAUGCCAUACACUUCUUCCAGGAUCUCAUUACUGAGAGUGUUAGUGCCCUGUUCCCUCAAAUGGUUGAAACCAUCCAUCGAUGGGCCCAAUACUGGCGUUAAUUAUUCUCCAUGGUGGGUUUUCCCAGCUUUUGUGGGCCUGUAUCAAAGUUAACCUUGCUGCCAGCAAGUUGAAGGGUUUCACUGUUUUCUCAGCUCUGGUUCCGGAAUUCGCCUGCUGUAUUUAGGUAGGUUCUCUUUAAUGCUUGGAAUAACUAUCUUGUAAAUUAACGAUAUGAUUAUAGUAUUAGCGAUCAUUAGUUAGAAUUCGUUUUGUACAGUUUGCAUCUUCUGUUUUCAAUCUAAAACAUUUCUUUA